AUGACUACCACACCUGAGCUGCGCUCCUCCCACCCCUCGACAAAGGUCGUGGAUCGCAUCGCUCAGUCGGACCCGUCCAAGCCGUUCUACACCUUCGAGGUCUUCCCACCCAAAACCGAUGCAGGACUCGUCAACCUCCUCGACCGCAUCGACCGCAUGUCGGCGCUCAACCCAGCCUGGAUGCACGUAACCUGGGGCGCAGGCGGGUCGACCCAAGAACGGAGCUUGCAGCUCGCGGGCGAGAGUCAGAGUAUGGGCCUCGAGACGUGCUUGCAUUUGACGUGCACGAACCUUGAGGAGGGCGUGUUGGAUCGGACACUGAAGCGGGCGAAGGAGCUGGGUGUUGUCAACUUGCUGGCCUUGCGAGGAGACCCUCCUCGAGGCGAAGAGUACUGGACGGCGUCGAGCGACAAGUUCCAGCACGCGACGGACCUGAUCAAGUAUAUCCGCAAGGAGUACGGCGACGACUUCUGCAUCGGUGUUGCUGGCUACCCCGAGGGCCACGCCGACUCGGCUGACAAGCUCGCCGACGUCGAGUACCUCUUCGAGAAGCAGCAAGCCGGCGCAGACUUUGUCGUCACCCAGCUCUUCUACGACGUCGGCGUCUUCAUGGAGUGGUACCGAGCGUGCAGGAAGCGAAUCACGAUUCCGAUCAUCCCCGGCAUCAUGCCGAUCCAGAACUACCUCUCAUUCCGCCGCAUGACCAACCUCUGCGGCACCCACAUCCCGCCUCAGAUCCUUGAUGACUUGCAGCGGAUUCAGCACGACGACGCGGCCGUCAAGGAAUACGGCGUCCAGCUCGCCGUCAAGAUGAUGCGGGAGCUGUUCGAGAACGACAUUCGCGGCUUCCACCUUUGCACCCUCAACCUCGAGAAGAGCGUCACGAGGGUCCUCGAGCUGUUGCAGUGGGUCGAGCCCGGCUCGACCAAGAUCAGUGCGCGCUUGCGCAAGGGUCUGUCUCCGAACGGCGCGCCUCUACCGAAGGUCAUCAACUCGCUUCGACCCGCGCCUUCGACGGGCGCGAACGUCGCUGGACCCGACAUCGCGCGCAAGGACAGUCCGGCGAGUUGGGACGAGUUUCCGAACGGUCGGUUCGGCGACGCACGCAGUCCUGCGUACGGAGAGAUGGACGGGUACGGUGUCAGCUUGAAGCUGCCGCCUGCCGAAGCGAUGCGACAAUGGGGACAGCCCACCGCCCUUUCCGACGUCUCUCGCGUCUUCUCCUCCUACCUCCGCGGCUCCCUCCCCUCGAAUCCGUGGUCCGAGGAACCCCUCCGCGCCGAGACCGAGAUGAUCUCAUCCCACCUGAUCGAGAUGAAUGACAAGCGACACUGGUGGACCGUCGGUUCGCAACCCGCCGUUGAUGGCGCACCUUCUGCCGACUCCGUCCACGGCUUCGGACCGAAGGGCGGCUACGUCUACCAGAAGGCGUUCGUCGAGUUUUUCCUGACGAGUGAAGAGCUGGACGAGUUGGAGCGCAAGAGCGACGAGGAUGAGCGGCGGCGGAGGGAGAGCGGAGAGGGCGACGACGGGCUCAUCAAGUGGUUUGCUGGGAACGCCAGGGGCGAAUUCAGGUGCAACAUGGGCAAGGGUGACGUCAACGCGGUGACGUGGGGCGUGUUUGGCGCGAAGGAGAUUGUCACGACCACCUUGAUUGAGGAGAUGAGCUUCCGGGCGUGGUGUGAAGAGGCGUUCGCGCUAUGGAACGAAUGGUCGCUGCUGUACCCGGCCAACUCGCCCUCCCGCACCUUCAUCCGCUCACUCGCCGACUCGCGAUGGCUCGUCUCGGUCGUCCACCACGACUACAAGGAGAAGGAUGCGCUGUGGAAGUGGCUUUUGGCGCUCAAGCGGCCGGAGGAGGCGCAGGGUGCGGCGAAAGGAGAGGCGGAGGGACGGUGA
Messenger RNA from Rhodotorula toruloides NP11, 1899 nucleotides. RefSeq names its product methylenetetrahydrofolate reductase (NADPH). Gene Ontology annotation, cellular component: cytosol. Gene Ontology annotation, biological process: tetrahydrofolate interconversion. The transcript is spliced from 9 exons. The record is from RefSeq and is a predicted model, not a curated record. The coding region runs from base 1 to 1899 and encodes 632 amino acids. NCBI's taxonomy places the organism in Eukaryota, Fungi, Basidiomycota, Microbotryomycetes, Sporidiobolales, Sporidiobolaceae. Gene Ontology annotation, molecular function: FAD binding; methylenetetrahydrofolate reductase [NAD(P)H] activity.